Vigna radiata var. radiata (mung bean) is the source of this 938-nucleotide messenger RNA. Its product is annotated as probable C-terminal domain small phosphatase. The coding region runs from base 312 to 785 and encodes 157 amino acids. The transcript has 5 exons. The record is from RefSeq and is a predicted model, not a curated record. NCBI's taxonomy places the organism in Eukaryota, Viridiplantae, Streptophyta, Magnoliopsida, Fabales, Fabaceae. Gene Ontology annotation, molecular function: phosphoprotein phosphatase activity.
AUCAUAUAUAUCACCAUGCGCGAGAAUUUAACCUUCAUCCCUUCGUUUCUUUUUCCUUUUUGAUUCAGCCAACCUUAAGGGCUCUGUCGAAGGGUUGAGCCGGGCAAAUUUGCGGUGUGUUUUGAACGCAAUCUUUGGGGCUUUUAGGGUUUUGAGUGCGGGUUCGAUGAGUGAUUAAUUAGGGGCUGAGAGAGGUGAGUGGAGAGCACCGUAAAAGUCAGCCGUUGGAGGUCAGAGAGUGAACGAAAGACGCGAGAACGUGGUAGUCGAUUGGAGUCGAGAGUUGACGGUGAAGAGGAAUCAAACCAGAUAUGGCAGGAAAGAAGUUGCUUGUUAUGAACCUUAAUGGCUUACUGAUGCAUAGAGUUCCUUAUCGUAAUUUACAGUAUAUACGUGCUCCUAAUGGGGUCUACGGAAGGUCCGGAAAAUUUGCGGUUUUCAAGAGACCUUUUUGUGAAGAGUUUAUGAAAUUCUGUUUAGAAAGAUUUGAAGUUGGUAUUUGGUCUUCUUCAAAAGGACGUAACAUAGAUGGUGCAUUAGCUAUUGCGAUGGGAUCUAUAAGAGAAAAUAUCUCAUUUAAGUUGGAUCGAAGUCAUUGUACUGAUUCUGGGUACCCAUCCUUGGAAAGACGUAACAAGCCUCUUUUUUUCAAGGAAUUCAAUAAAAUGUGGAAAAAUGUCAAGAAAAGUGGGUCUUUUAAUGUGUCAAAUACUCUGAUGAUUGAUGACAAACCCUACAAAGCUUUUCUCAAUCCUGUAAGUAGAAGGAAUUCAUAUUUUUACUGAACUUUUUGCCUGUGUCUUCAGUGUUAUACAAACUAUACUUAUUGAACAUCUAAAUUCAGUGGAUUAUGUAAUUAUUGUUCAGGAACUCGUGCAUUACUAAUUGUAACGGUUACGAGUGUUUUCAAAAUGAUUUCUUUUUCGAUGUUUCAGAAA